Messenger RNA from Ixodes scapularis (black-legged tick), 2196 nucleotides. RefSeq lists its product as uncharacterized. The coding region runs from base 122 to 1612 and encodes 496 amino acids. NCBI's taxonomy places the organism in Eukaryota, Metazoa, Arthropoda, Arachnida, Ixodida, Ixodidae. The record is from RefSeq and is a predicted model, not a curated record. The transcript is spliced from 13 exons.
UCAAAAAAGAAACGUGUGGUGGCUCUUCGUCGCACACGUGCUCCGUGCGUUGAAUGAACCUCGAGCUUUCGGCAAGGAAGUCCUGCAGAGGCAGCGAGGGCCGAGCGAGGCAUUUGGUGUGAUGCCGCUGGUUAAAAUAUGGAGCGCAGACCUCUCGGUGCGAAAAGUAGGAAAUGUGAGAACGAUGAGCGACGUUCUAACACUUGCUAAAGAAAAAGACGUAUGCACUUCAGAGAAGUCUAAGGUGUUUCUGCAAGAUUGGACUGAACUUGAUGAUGAUGAAUUUGGUGAACUGCUUUUGGAACUGCCAUUCGAACAAAGAGUGUUCAUUGUGGCAGAAAAACCUCCAUGCAAAGCGGUUGAGGAAACACAAGCAGGUACAUCUGCCAUGCAGCAAAAAAGGCUCUCAGUUCAACAACAGCCCGAACUGGAGACAACCAGUUUUAUUUUACAACUGGAAUUCCCACGCAGCGCACAGGAUGCAUUAGCAGCGGGGAAAACACUAAUGACCAGGGACCGGCUAGAGCUUGUCAGGGUUGUCGUAAACGGCUUAAUGCGAAAGUCAUCGCGGCCCUCGAGAGACUGCGCCAGGUGUGUGGCCGAAGGACUUGUAAAGAUGUUUCCGGCAUCACUAGAGGAUCGAGGGAUUGACGGACAGAAGAUGGGCACAGGGUAUGAUUCGCUUCUCUAUCAACUAGAAAACCGGAUAGAAAACCUAAGCCGGGGAAAGCGGUUGUCAGCUCGUGAAGCAGAAGAAUCUCGCCCAAAGAGAAAAAGUUCUAAAUCCUCGUAUGGCUGCUUGAAUUGGCAACUCCAGUUGUCGGGCGAGGGAGACAUCCAUGACUCAAAUGAAAGCAAGGAGUGGAUGAAGAGAGAAGCGCACAAGGCAACGAAGGACCUCGAUUUGUCCCGGGCAAUGGAACUUUCAACAGCUACGUAUGGCGAUCAAAGAGCAUAUAUCAACAGUGUGGAUCCCAUACACUCUGCGAGGGACGUGAAGGAGGAGUGGCCUCUCCUUUUUCAUAAACCCAUGUUUUAUGCACAUGUGAAGACCCUGCUGGGAAAGGACAUGCUUGAAACUUUUGCUGAAGGACUGAAGCUAUGCACUGCGCUGUUAGGCAGGCACUUUGUAAAGAGCCCAAACAGGGAGCUUUUGUUUUGGUCUGUCCAAGCAGAAGAGGCAGAGAAGCGUGGCGAGGUCAUGGCAAAAGAAAAAGUGCUACUGCCACAAUUGGCAUGCUAUUUCAAAGAAAAGACUGAAAUCCUGGUGCAGGUACUUGAGGAAGGAAAUAGCAUUACAGACCAGCUGCCCUCCCUUCCAUGCACCCCCAUGGUGGUUGCUGUCGGAAGCAUUUUCAGUCGAAGCUGCUUGGUGGUAGUUGAGCAGCAAAUUUUGUUCGAUGAACCAGUUGAGUUCCACGAGGCGGCAUGCCUUCGUUUUUGUGCUUAUUACGUCCUCAACAUGGUCUACCCGAGAGAUGUAGAGGCAACACUGGAGUUCAUCCAGAGGCAGAUCUGCGGCAUCAACCCUCCAAAGGGUAGCAAAAGAGACAGCUACAGACGGGGCCUGGUGCAUCCAAAAAUUUUGCGCCUUAUGAAGGACGUGAAGUGAGAACCUUCGGCAAGCCACAAAGAAAGUGUGCAUACAGCAGCCUUUUUUUUUUAAUAGUAAAGUACCAAAGUUUUGUGGGCAAUAAGGUAUUCAGCUUCCACAUAUGCAUCUCAGCCACAAAGAAAGUGUGCAUACAGCAGCCUUUUUUUUUUAAUACUAAAGUACCAAAGUUUUGUGGGCAAAAAGGUAUUCAGCUUCCACAUAUGCAUCUCAGCCACAAAGAAAGUGUGCAUACAGCAGCCUUUUUUUUUUUUAAUACUAAAGUACCAAAGUUUUGUGGGCAAUAAGGUAUUCAGCUUCCACAUAUGCAUCUCAGCCACAAAGAAAGUGUGCAUACAGCAGCCUUUUUUUUUUAAUACUAAAGUACCAAAGUUUUGUGGGCAAUAAGGUAUUCAGCUUCCAGAUACGCAUCUCAGGGUGCCCUUGCAUGCACUAUAAAGGUAUCCAGGAGGUCUAUAAUUGAAGGACAACAAAAACACAAGCAUGGAGGAGCCUCUAGUCAGUACAAGGGCAAACAUAUUUUUAUAUUUCUUCAAUUUUAAAGCCAGUCAUACCAUCCAAUAAAGGUAUUGUUUCAAGACUUC